Molecule: messenger RNA, 4877 nt
Organism: Eleginops maclovinus (Patagonian blennie)
Lineage: Eukaryota; Metazoa; Chordata; Actinopteri; Perciformes; Eleginopidae
Gene: hhip
Product: hedgehog interacting protein
Exons: 13
Coding region: 479-2575 (698 amino acids)
Source: RefSeq, a predicted model, not a curated record
GAGGACUUUAGUGAGAGACAACUUUUAUGUCUUCUGUGUUUUUUUGACCCCGUGCAUGCACAAUCCGCCUUGCUGUGCUUUAAAGGAAUUACGUCUAAAGGAACGUCACGGCUCUUUUGCAGUUCACGUUGUUUUUGGGGGGUUUUACUUUUUGUGAUCAUCAGGAUAAAUUGUUAUUGUUUUGUUUUUAUUUUUAUUUCUUAAUUUCUGACUUGUACUUUACAAGCAGAGGCAACAAUAAUGUACUGGUAAACAUUUUAUUGCAGUUCAGGCAAAUUCAGGCACCUGCUCUGAGCAUAUUAGUAAUUUUCUUGUAGGAAUCUACUGCAUUGAGAAAUACAGCCCAAAACGAAAAAUAUAUAGUACAUUGUAGGUUAAUACCACUCUUUUAUUUCAAAGGGAGGGGGGGGGCAGAAGUUGUGUUUUUGUUUUAUUUUUUAUAUUUUAUAUUUUAUUCAUUUUAUGAUUUUUUAAAACUAUGAAGCAUUUGCAAUUUGUCCUGGUCCUGGCCAUCGCGGUCAACGUGUGGGAAUGUGGAGACGCAAAAUUCGGCGAGAGGGGAGAAAUAAGCCCCAGGAGGAGAAGAUGUUACGACGGGAGCUUGCCCAAGCGGCUGAAGAAAAGGGAGCGAAAAGUGUUGCUUGACGGCAGCAGCAGCGGAGAAGUUUGCCACAGGUUGUACCCCCGUGUGUCCUGCUGUCCCACCAGGAGAGCCGCCUAUCAGAUCCUGCACCGCAGGGAUGCCAGGAUUUUCUCCACCAACAACACCGAGUGUGGACUUCUCCUGGAGGAGAUCAAGUGUGCUCGCUGCUCCCCCAAUGCCCAGGUGUUGUUCCACUCCUUGGACAUGGAUAAGAUGCCACACAGGGAGCCAGACCUGCCGCGGCUCUGCCAGGACUUCUGCCGAGAGUUCUACUACACCUGCAGGGGGCACAUACCAGAACUGUUCCAGGCCGAUGUGGAUGAGUUCUGCCAAUACUAUGGGAGGAGAGAUGCAAGUCUGUGCUUUCCAGAUUUUCAACGAAAGCAACCACAAGGGCAAGAUUCCAACUACUUGGGAGAUGAGAAAAUAGAAGAUAUCAGCAGGAAACACAAACACAACUGCUACUGUGCCCAGGAGGUGUUGAGCGGUCUGACGCAGCCGGUGGCCGUGGGGCACUGUGGUGAUGGAUCCCAGCGGCUCUUUGUCCUGGAGAGGGAGGGAAUUGUCAGGAUACUCGACCAUGACCUGGAGCUAAUCAAGGAGCCCUUCCUGGACAUACACAAGCUGGUGCAGAACGGCCUGAAGGGUGGAGAUGAAAGGGGCCUGCUAAGCCUGGCAUUCCACCCCAAUUACAAGAAGAAUGGCAAGCUCUACGUCUCCUACACCACCAACCAAGAGCGCUGGGCCAUCGGACCACACGACCACAUUCUCCGUGUGGUUGAAUACACCGUUUCGAGGAAAAACCCGAACCAGGUGGACACCAGGACUGUGCGGAUGCUGAUGGAGGUGGCCGAGCUGCACAGGAAGCACCUUGGAGGUCAGCUUCUGUUCAGCCCUGAUGGUCUGUUGCACAUCGUCCUUGGAGAUGGCAUGAUCACCCUGGAUGAUAUGGAGGAGAUGGAUGGACUCAGUGAUUUCACAGGGUCCGUCCUGAGGGUAGAUGUGGACACAGACUGCUGUACUUCCCCUUACUCCAUACCGCGGAACAACCCGUACUUCAACAGCACCAACCAGCCACCUGAAAUAUUUGCUCAUGGAUUACAUGACCCAGGCAGAUGUGCAGUGGACCGGCUUCAGUCAGACAAUGGAAGCCUCCAGAUGCUCUGUACAGAUGCCAGUGGCAAAAACACAUCAGCAGGAAGAAUACUGGAGAUAACUCCGGGGAAAGAUUAUGAAAAUGAGCCUUCGGUCUAUGACUUGCAGUCCAGUGGAGGAGCUCCACCUGUGGGGGGAUUCAUCUACAGGGGCUGCCAGUCAAGAAGACUUUAUGGCAGCUAUGUGUUUGGAGACAAAAAUGGUAACCUGCGGAUCCUCCAGAAGUCCACCUUGUCAACAUCAGACAGCGGUGAGCAGUGGCAGGAAAAGGCUCUGUGUCUGGGCUCAGCUGGCUCCUGUGGGUCCAUGCUGGUGGGACACAUCUUGGGUUUUGGAGAGGAUGAACUAGGUGAAGUCUACAUACUGGCAAGCAGUAAAAGCAUGGCGCAGUCACACAGUGCAAAACUCUACAAGCUGGUAGACCCCAAAAGGCCUCUUGCCCCAAAGGAGUGCCAGCGUCAGGUGGAGCCUCCAGAGCUGCUGAUGACAGCUUGUUCCCGACACUGUAAGAACGGACACUGCACUCCGACCGGCAAGUGCUGCUGCAGCCCCGGCUGGGAGGGACCCUUCUGCAGAGUUGCCAAGUGUGAACCAGCCUGCCGUAACGGAGGAGUGUGUAUGGAGCCCAACAAGUGCCUGUGUAAGAGCGGCUACUCUGGGGACCAGUGUGAGAAGAGUGAGCGGGGUAUGCCCAACGACCAGGAGAAAGACGGCAUUCUGGACCACAUCAUCGACAUGACCUCGUACCUCCUGGACCUGACCAGCUACAUCGUAUAGGGGCGCAGAGGGGGGCCGCUCCCCGCUGUCAUCCCCCAGCUGACACAAAUCUACCUACCACCACCAGCAGACUCUAACGAGGUGUCCUUAACACGGCCUCUUAAUCUCCCUCACACCCACACAGGCAUGUACACACUCACAAAUACACACAGGAUCCCUGUCUGACUGCUUUUCAUCCUCAUUCUCAUCACCAAACCAAGCUCUUCCUCUUUCGCCUAUAAGCUACUUGCUCUUGAGCACCAGGCCUGGCAUCCAAGCCGUGUUCACACUUCGGAGGGACAGCAGAGGAGAUGAUUGAUACGCAUGGCCAAGUUAUGGAUGUUCCACUAGGGCAUUUCCUCUCUCGUUCAGAUAACGCUUGCAGGAACAGACGAUUUUAACCCAAGACUUUGGACCUUAAAGGGGCUAAUCUGUUGCCUUACUUAAGACCCAACAAUAAAUGGGGUUUGAGGCAUUUCAGCGGAGACAGUUGAUUGUUCAGGGGUACUUUAAGGAUUCAAAAUUGUAAGGAGCAGCGUGGCUCGCGAUCCAAUUUGUACUCAUGGUCCAUUCAAACCCAGCAGAAUAAAUGUCUUUACACGAGGACUUUGAAGGAACACUCCGAAGUCAAGGAAAGUCGUGGGUCACAUAGAGCCUGCAGUGCUAUCAUUUUCAAAAGGCUCUAAUACAAGAGAGAUGUCGUCUCACUUAUGAUGUUGUAUUUAGUUUGUGGGCACAUUGUCAUAAAAAGCUAUAACAGUAUACGUUGUGUAUACUUUGUUUUGCAACAGUCACUUGCUAUCAAUGUACAGAAUGGAUCUACGGCAGAGGACUGUCCCCUCCACAGGAACAGGAACGACAGAGUGAGAACGUUUUGUCAAAGCCAGUUUCAACAAUCUGAGUUUUUGGCUCCCAUGCACUGUAUUCAUUUUUGUUUCAUUCACUUUAUUAUUCAAAAUGAAUUAAAAACAUUUAUUAAAAGCGCAAUGAUAGUAGUUUAACAUUAACACUCUCUCACACACACACACACACACACACAGACACACACACACACACACACCACACUGUCACAGGUAUGGUUUAACAAACUCCUUACAUUGCGUCACACACUGAACCCGAACUCAAACUACAAAGGGAAGAGAUACAGUAGCGCGGUGAUGUAUAUUUCCAAUAGAGCUUACCUAAGUACUACUUAGCAUUGCAAAAAAAAAAAAAAAACUAUAGCAUUACUAUUGUUAUCAUAGAGGAGGGUUUAUUUUUUUAAGCGUAAUAAUAUAUGGGAGAGAACGGUGUUUAUAGAAAGCAGUUUUACACUAAGCUUGUCAGGUCAUGUCAUUUCAUGUUCUUGUACUUAUACAUAUGCAGCUUUUUCCUCUGUUCAGAAAGUCACGUAAACCUUUUUUUUUUUCCUUUUCUUUUUCCCCCCACUGUAAAAGUGAUGCGUGUCUGUGCCUGCAGAGAGUAAUUCGGAGCAGUUGCCUGAGUCCAUCCAAUUCUUAUCCCUGACGUGUGGUUUCAUUCCCACUGUCAGAAACGUGUCUCUGUUGUGAGAUGAUCAAACGUCUCGUCGGGCCACCGAGUCGCAGUCGGAGGCUGAUCCUAUCUGUAGAGAGCAGAUUUAAGAUUAACCUGAGGAUCUGUCUAAUGUCGCUUGAAGGUUACAAUAUAAUGACUCCUAUAUGUAGUUAAAAAACAGACUGGGAUUGUCUGGAGCCGCGUUUAUGUGUGCUCGGAUUCCAGAAGUUAAUACAGAUGCAGCAGACUCACAUGCAUGCUUAUAUUCUCUUAAACUAUCCUAUUAAGAAAUCAACAUUUGAUAUUUUGCCAUUUUAAUUCCAUAAAAGGAGUCAGAAACAGUCAUUGUGUUUAAUAUUUUAAAGGCAAACAGUUGCAGAUGUGCCCUCUCCCCAACUUUUAUUUUGAAAAACCAAGUUUCCAAGUAUCAUGGUUAAUUGAAGUUCAGUGUCGAUAAAAGAUGUAUUUGUUUUUUCAUCUCCUGCUUUGCUUGUGUUUGCUGAAAUAAAUCAACUCUACCUGGUCAAAAUGGAAUUCAUGCUGUAAAAUGGAAAAUUAUAAUUUUUUUUAGCACUUAAUGUGAAAGUUGCAUUGUAGCUGCUGAGACGGCGUGGUGUGAAUAGAAUAACCAUUUUCAUUAUUUAAGUAGUUACACAAAUAAAAUAAUUAUUUAAGUUCUAUGUUGUUUUUACCAUUGUACUGUAUGUGACCAUUUUUUUUAUUCCUGUAUUGUAAAUAAAACUAGGGAUAACUUUUUUUCUCUACAGAAAUAUCAAUAUGUCUAUUAAAAUUUAUAGCAUGUCAGAAA